AUGGAGGUGAAUGCGGGAGGUGUGAUUGCCUACAUCAGUUCUUCCAGCUCAGCCUCCAGCCCUGCCUCUUGUCACAGUGAGGGAUCUGAUAACAGUUUCCAGUCCUCCUUCUCUUCUGUUCCAUCUUCUCCAAACAGUUCUAAUUGUGAUAACAAUGGUAAUCCUAAAAGUGGCGAUCUGUCCACUAUUGAAGGCAUUCUGAAAAAUGAUCGACUAGAUUGUUCUAUGAAAACAAGCAAGUCAAGCGCACCUGGCAUGACAAAGAGUCAUAGCGGAGUGACAAAAUUUAGUGGCAUGGUUCUCCUGUGCAAAGUCUGUGGGGAUGUGGCGUCGGGAUUCCACUAUGGAGUUCAUGCUUGUGAAGGCUGCAAGGGUUUCUUUCGGAGAAGCAUUCAGCAAAACAUCCAGUACAAGAAGUGCCUGAAGAAUGAAAACUGUUCUAUAAUGAGAAUGAAUAGGAACAGAUGUCAGCAGUGUCGCUUCAAAAAGUGUCUGUCUGUUGGAAUGUCGAGAGAUGCUGUUCGGUUUGGUCGUAUUCCUAAGCGUGAAAAGCAGAGGAUGCUAAUUGAAAUGCAGAGUGCGAUGAAGAGCAUGAUGAACAGCCAGUUCAGUGGUCAUUUGCAAAAUGACACAUUAGUAGACCAUGAACAGACAGCCUUACCAGCCCAGGAACAGCUGCGACCCAAGCCCCAGCUGGAACAAGAAAGCAUCAAAAGCUCUUCUCCUCCCUCUUCUGAUUUUGCAAAGGAAGAAGUGAUUGGCAUGGUGACCAGAGCCCACAAGGAUACCUUUUUGUAUAAUCAAGAGCAGCGAGAAAACCCAGCAGAGACCAUGCAGCCCCAGAGAGAACGGAUUCCCAAGAACUUGGAGCAGUAUAAUCUAAAUCAUGACCAUUGUGGCAAUGGGCUUAGCAGCCAUUUUCCUUGUAGUGAGAGCCAGCAGAAUCUCAAUGGACAGUAUAAGGGGAGGAACAUAAUGCACUAUCCAAACGGGCAUGCCAUUUGUAUUGCAAAUGGACAUUGUAUGAACUUCUCCAAUGCUUAUACUCAAAGAGUAUGUGAUAGAGUUUCGAUAGAUGGAUUUUCUCAGAAUGAGAACAAGAAUAGUUACCUGUGCAACAAUGGAGGGAGAAUGCAUCUGGUUUGUCCAAUGAGUAAGUCUCCGUUUGUGGAUCCUCAUAAAUCAGGGCAUGAAAUCUGGGAAGAAUUUUCAAUGAGCUUCACCCCGGCAGUGAAAGAAGUGGUGGAAUUUGCAAAGCGUAUUCCUGGAUUCAGAGAUCUCUCUCAGCAUGACCAGGUCAACCUUUUAAAGGCUGGGACUUUUGAGGUUUUAAUGGUACGGUUUGCGUCACUAUUUGAUGCCAAGGAGCGCACUGUCACCUUUUUAAGCGGGAAGAAGUAUAGCGUGGAUGACUUGCACUCCAUGGGAGCCGGGGACCUGCUGAAUUCUAUGUUUGAGUUUAGCGAGAAGCUGAACAGCCUCCAGCUUAGCGAUGAAGAGAUGAGUUUGUUUACGGCAGUUGUCCUGGUAUCUGCAGAUCGAUCUGGAAUAGAAAACGUCAACUCUGUGGAGGCUUUGCAGGAAACUCUCAUCCGUGCACUAAGGACCUUAAUAACGAAAAACCACCCAAACGAGGCCUCUAUUUUUACAAAACUUCUUCUAAAGUUGCCAGAUCUUCGAUCUUUAAACAACAUGCACUCUGAGGAGCUCUUGGCCUUUAAAGUUCACCCCUAA
Messenger RNA from Pipistrellus nathusii (Nathusius's pipistrelle), 1734 nucleotides. NCBI's taxonomy places the organism in Eukaryota, Metazoa, Chordata, Mammalia, Chiroptera, Vespertilionidae. The record is from the annotation of a GenBank genome assembly.